Ceratina calcarata is the source of this 1994-nucleotide messenger RNA. RefSeq names its product Sterol carrier protein X-related thiolase (gene ScpX). The transcript has 3 exons. Gene Ontology annotation, molecular function: acyltransferase activity, transferring groups other than amino-acyl groups. The coding region runs from base 219 to 1841 and encodes 540 amino acids. NCBI's taxonomy places the organism in Eukaryota, Metazoa, Arthropoda, Insecta, Hymenoptera, Apidae. The record is from RefSeq and is a predicted model, not a curated record.
GUCGUGCAAAAGUAGCUACGUCAUUUGAUGAUUUUAUUCAGAUCUUUUUAUCAUUAGAUAUUUAUAUCAAGAGGAUAAAGUUCAAUUUCGUUGGCAGUGUCUUAUACUAAGACUUCGCACUUCAGUUACGCGCGAGUGUUACCAGGCCAAGUGUUAAUUACGCGUGUUUACGUUGCUCUAAAUUCUUUGUUUUCUACGUUUCUCAAGAAGCCGCCGGAAUGUCACCGAGGAUGAAGGUCUACGUCGUUGGGGUCGGGAUGACCAAAUUCGAGAAACCAGGAAAACGGGAGAACUUUGACUAUCCAGACAUGGCAAAGGAAGCAGUUACAAAGGCUCUGCAGGAUGCAAAGAUAUCGUAUGACAAGGUGAAAGCUGCCUGUGUUGGGUAUGUGUAUGGGGACUCCACCUGCGGCCAAAGGGCACUCUACGAAGUUGGUCUUACCGGUUGUCCCAUAUACAAUGUGAAUAAUAAUUGUUCUACUGGCUCGACUGCUUUAAUGAUGGCUAAGCAAAUUAUCGAGACCGGGACUGCUGACUGUACGCUAGCUCUUGGUUUCGAAAAAAUGGAACGGGGUUCUUUAAUGUCCAAAUUCUUGGAUCGUACCAAUCCUAUGGACAAACAUGUUGAACUCAUGGCCGAUGUUGCUGGCCUAAAUGAAAGUCCGAUCACUGCUCAAAUGUUUGGUAACGCUGGUAUCGAACACAUGAAGAAGUAUGGUACGAAGCCUGAACACUUUGCAAAGAUUGCUUACAAGAAUCAUUUGCAUUCCAUGAACAAUCCUUAUUCCCAGUUCCAAGAAAAAUACACUUUGGAGCAGAUAAUGAGUUCUCCCACGGUGUUCGGUCCUCUAACUAAGCUCCAGUGCUGUCCUACAUCAGAUGGUUCCGCAGCUGUAAUUUUAGCUAAUGAGAAUUUCGUUCAUAAACACAAACUGGAGUCCCAAGCUGUAGAAAUUUUAGCGAUGGAAAUGUCCACGGAUGUGCCUACCACAUUCAAGGAAAAGAGUUUUAUCAAACUUAUUGGUUAUGACAUGACGAAGAAUGCUGCUGAGAAGGUAUUUACUCAGACCGAAUACAGACCGCAGCAUGUGGACGUCAUCGAGUUGCAUGAUUGUUUUUCAACCAACGAACUUAUUACGUACGAAGCGUUGGGCCUCUGCCCCCCGGGUCAAGGUGCGAAGCUGGUCGACGGUGGACAAAACACGUACGGAGGCAAAUACGUGAUAAAUCCAAGCGGCGGUUUAAUAUCGAAGGGACACCCAUUGGGAGCAACCGGAUUAGCGCAAUGCACCGAACUUUGUUGGCAACUCCGUGGCCUGGCUGGCAAGAGACAAGUGCCGAAGGCGAAACUUGCCUUGCAGCACAACAUAGGUCUGGGUGGAGCGGUGGUCGUCGCCUUGUAUCGCAUGGGCUUUCCUCAACAUCAAUCCGUAAUCAAGAAAUACACGAACGCGACCGUCAAUCCGGAGAAGUUCAAGGCAAACGCGUUGUUCAAAUUGUUAGAAAUCGCAAUGCAAGAGGACGAAGAAAAUUUGAUCGAAAAGGUUCGUGGGGUGUACGGGUUCAAAGUGAAUGGGCCGGGAGGCCUCGAGGGUUACUGGAUUAUAGAUGCCAAGACGGGAAAAGGAAAGGUAGAGUUUUAUGGAAAAGCUAAACCUGACGUUACGAUCACGAUCAACGACGCAGAUAUUGUCGAUUUUAUUUCUGGCAAGUUGAAUCCGCAAAGGGCAUUUUUCCAAGGGAAGAUCAAGAUUCAAGGUAACAUGGGAAUGGCGAUGAAGCUGAUCGAGCUGCAGAAACGCGCUGGCAAAAAGAUCGAGCUCCUUCGCGCUAAAUUAUAAAACGCAAUAACUUGUAAAUCUCUAAUUCGAUGAAUAUCUUCGUAUGAUUCGAAAAACAAGAGAAUUAUACGCUACGUAAUCGUGCAAUCGAGAUAUUGUUAUAAUCUAGAUCGGAUCUUACUCCGAAUACACGCAUUCCUGUAUUCAAAAAAA